Messenger RNA from Penicillium manginii, 1278 nucleotides. RefSeq names its product KilA N-terminal/APSES-type HTH DNA-binding. Gene Ontology annotation, molecular function: transcription regulator activity. The record is from RefSeq and is a predicted model, not a curated record. NCBI's taxonomy places the organism in Eukaryota, Fungi, Ascomycota, Eurotiomycetes, Eurotiales, Aspergillaceae. The coding region runs from base 1 to 1278 and encodes 425 amino acids. The transcript has a single exon. Gene Ontology annotation, cellular component: MBF transcription complex; SBF transcription complex.
AUGGGUGAUUUAGAUAUUGUGCAAGAUCUACUUCGGCGAGGCGCCGAUAUCAAGGCAUUGUCAAUUCACGAAGAGACGCCUCUUGUUCGGGCUGUCUUGUUCACAAAUAACUAUGAAAAGCGCACAUUCCCGGCUCUGCUGGACUUCUUGCUUGACACAAUUUCGUUCCGUGAUUGGUUCGGUGCAACACUUUUCCACCAUAUUGCCGAAACGACCCGGAGCAAAGGCAAGUGGAAGAGCUCCAGAUACUAUUGUGAAGUCCUAUUGGACAAACUGUGCAAAACUUGUUCACAGGACGAGAUCGAUCUGCUGCUAUCAUGCCAGGAUGACAACGGCGAUACAGCGGCCCUUGUAGCCUCCCGCAAUGGUGCCUUCCGUCUCGUGAAUAUGCUUCUCACACACUGCCCUCGAGCUGGUGACUUGAUGAAUAAGAAGGGAGAAACGACCAAUAGCAUCACCCAACGCUCUCGCCAUAAUGAACAUGAUAUUCCUCCGGCCCCGUCAUCAGUGACAAUGAUGAAUGAUCAAUUGGAUGGCCCCGGAGCGGACCUCUUGAACUCGGACCAUAAUACCAUAGUGCCUCCUGUGGAUUCUGGCGUCACGUCUGAGCUGCUCACGAAGAUAAGCACAAUCAUGUCGGAGGCAAAUAAGAAGCUUGCUGUGACCUACGGCAAUUCCAAAAUUAAUCAACAAGACUCAAAUGACAUUGCGAAUCCCGAGGCGCUUUUUGACCAGCUCGAGUCCGAUCGUCAGAAGAUACAGAGGCAACUGGCCGCGAUGACCGCAAAGGAGGCCGAGUAUGAACCCAGCAACCACCAACUUGGAAGAUAUGAGAAAUUGCGGGCUAGCUACGAGUCAUUACUUGAACAGACACAGCAUGCCCGUCUGAUACAACAAUUGCACACCAGCGCUCCUCCCGACAUGCUGCAGUCAGACCCCUCCACGCUGACUUCGGAGGAGCUUUUGGCUCGUUAUCGACUCGCACGCGAGUUGUGCGCCGCGCAGAAGACGCGUCGAGGCACGGUCAAAGAUCUGGCCCAGCAAACAGCGGAUGCAGGUGUAAGUACCAAAUUCGACGUGCACCGUAAGCUGGUGGCCCUCGCCACUGGACUCAAGGAGGAGGAGUUAGACCCCAUGGCGGCUGAGCUAGCGGAGACACUUGAGUUUGAUCGGAUGAAUGGCAAGGGAGUAUCCCCCGAGCCCGAACACCGUCGAUUGCCCUCUCAGAACGAAUCAGCCACUCUUCCUCCAGGAGCUGGUGUGGCUGUAGAUGCGUGA